Molecule: messenger RNA, 2183 nt
Organism: Pseudophryne corroboree (corroboree frog)
Lineage: Eukaryota; Metazoa; Chordata; Amphibia; Anura; Myobatrachidae
Exons: 2
Coding region: 711-1772 (353 amino acids)
Source: RefSeq, a predicted model, not a curated record
ACUGGGUGUGUAUACAGUAAGUGUAUAUUAUAGUAUUUGCCCUGUCACGUGGGCCGCGGCGCCGUGCCCGCUAUGAUACUUAUUGGCAGCACAACCUGUGCAGACAGCAACGUGCGGGAGGUCACCCCGCAAACAAGACACAAAGGAGCAGGCAGGGCUUCCCGCACCAUUCACAAUAAUUUCCUCCUGUGACCAUACCACCCAACAUGACCCUCUGCAGGAGGGACAAAAUGCUCUGCUUCUGGACUUUUCAUUUAUGAUUGCUGACACCUGUUUUGAACAGGCUAAUGGAUAAAAAUUGUGUUUCAGCACAGGUGAUGGUAAUUAUAAAUGAAGAGGGAAGUCCAGGAGCAGAGCAUUCUGUCCCUCCUGGAGAGGGUCAUGUUGGGAGGUGUGCUGUGACACAGGCACCCCGCAGCAUCACUCGGUGCCUGCUUUCCUCCGCCAGCCGCCCCUGUGAGUCCUAGUAAUACCCCUUUUACACUCGCAUGAAAAUCCCGGGAUAUUGCACGUGAACGCGCAUCAUCCCGGGAUUUCUGUCAGUGUGAAAGGGUACAGGGACAAUUUCCCGGGUCGAGCAUCCCGGGAUUUCAUCCCAGGUCUAAAGCAGGGUUGAACCCGGGACCGUCCCGGGAAGCUGGGUAGUGUGAAAGGGCCCGUCCCGGGAUUCACUACCCGGGACUGUUAAAAGGCCUCCGAUUGGAGCUUUCAUGGGCUCAGAAAAGAUGAUGUCAUCUUUCAGAGCCCUGGGGAGCGUCCUUGAUGCGUGUGAGGAAGGCAGCAUGGCGACCUGGACAGACCAGGAGGUUAGAGAGUUGCUGAGCAUUAGGGGAGAGGAGGAAAUAAUGAGGCAGAUCACAGGCACAGUUAAAGAUGCAGUCAUUUAUAAAAACAUCUCCAAGAUGCUGGAAGCCAUGGGAAUCAUCCGCACACAGCAGCAAGUGUUAAACAAAAUGAAAACUCUUAAAAAGCAGUUUCUGAAGGUGCAUGACAACAACAGGAAAAAGAGCGGUGUUGGCCGUAUCGACUGGCAGUACUAUGACAUCUGUGCCAAUAUCUUUGGAAACACAGCUAUAUGCAGUCCGGUGAGUCUGUCUUCCAGUUCACAGUACACUGCUACAGAAGGCACUCCAGAAGAGACACAGACAAGCAGUGACGUCUGUCCGUCAUCCCCGUUGUUAAUUGACGACACACCUGAGGACAGCGACACAUCCUCCCAGCCGUCCAUAAACACAUCUAGAAACGACGACAGCAUAACUGCAACCAUUGAAGACGUCGUGGAAGCUCAGACCAGUGACAGUGGGACUGUACAAAGUACCGUCACCCCAACUUUACAGAAAAACAUUUACACCGUACCGCCUAGAAGGAAGAAAUUGAACAGAGCGGAGCAAGUGGCUAAAGCCAUGUCAAAUGUCCUUGUCGACCAACUCCGAGAGAUGGACGCUACAAUGUCCGCACAGGAGGAUGCAAGGCUCGACAGGUUUCUAGAGGCAGAACGCCAAAUGCAUGAUGCAUUCCUUUCCCAAGUCAUGACAAUGCAGGAACGCAUGAGUAGAGAGCAGUAUGACCGCCACAGGGAAUUGCACCAAAUGAACAUGGCGUUCUAUGAGCGUAUGACCAAUACCUCAAGAGCACCAAUCCAACACCACAACUCACAAUACCCCCCUGAGCAGGGUUUUUCAUCAUUUACUCCUGGUCCAUACUAUGCCCCAAAUACUGCACCAUCUAGUGCGCAAAGCCCAGAGUUUACUGUAUUGCGCAAUUUGCCGUGAAACACAGUGAAUUUCUUUUUUUUGUUGUUAUUUGUUGUUAAAUAACCACAGUGUGGUCAUUGUUUAUGCACAACUGUUUGUGCCUUCUUUCAUUUUUUUUGUAUGUUCUGUUUUGUAUAGUGUCUACAUUAAAGCACUUUUUAUUUAUUUUUUACACAGUAAUAAUAUACUGCAGGGACACUGUGGUUUAUGGUGUUGUAUCUACAAGCCUACCAGUGUUGUUGUUUUUUUUUUUAUGCCAAACAAAACUUGUUUGCAAAUCUAUGCAUAACAUUCCCAUUUGUGCGUAACAGUAGACCAUGUUUGCAGUGUUUUCUACAUUGUUUCUGCAUAUAUACAAAGUUUGUGGCAAUGUGUUUUUUUUGGAAAAACAUAAAUAUUGAAACCAAAGAUCAAAGGUGGAAUACAAAA